AUGCUCCUCUUCUGUCCCGAGUGCUUCCAGCUCCCGGAUCCACGCGUCGCGUCCAUCCCGACCAGCAGCGGACAGCCGAUCCAGGGUCCGGAGCUGUUCGGUUUCGUCUUCGGAGCCGCGCAACAAGCCACGACGGCCAAGAUCUGGGCCCGGGCGCAACAGCACCUGGCCACCUACUCGGCGGAGCGCCUCUCCAUCUUCGCGGUGGGGACCGCCCAUUCGCCGCCGGAGAUGAUGCUCCUGAUCGGCAUCCAGCGACGUCUCAUCUGCGACUUCUGGCGCCGUCUGGACACGCCCGCGGCGCUGGGCACCGCCGAGCGCGCGCUGAUCCUGCAGCUCCAGAAGGCCAUCGAGCACGCCGACAUGCGCUUCCACAUCUGGCGGGCCGAGAGAGCCAGAGAGCGAGCCGAGCGGGAGCGCUUCCGCUCUGCCAUCGCGCAUGUCGCUGGGCUCGGGGAUCUCAAGCCCGGGGAGGAGCGCGACUGUGCCAUCUGCAAGACGGAUCUGUGGAGCGGGGGCGGCGAAGAGGGUGAGCAGCCCGUCCGGCUCAACGUCUGCCAACAUCUCUUUGGAGAAAAGUGCAUCUUGGAUUGGCUCCAGCUAGCUGGCAACUGCCCCUUGUGUCGACGAACCGUGGACCCCGGAGCCCCUGUUCCUGCUCCUGCGCUGCCGCUGAGCGAUUCUGCCGACGAGGACGACGAGGACGCCCACAACCUGUUCAACUUCUCAACGAACAUGCAGAUGUCGGUGGAAGAGAUGCGGCUCCUACUCGGCCAGCCUUCUUAUUUCUCGCCUGCUAAUCCUCCCCCCAGCCACGCCGUUCACGGCGGAGAGGGCGCGCGGGGGGACGACGAUGACGAUGACGACGACGGCGACGACGAAGCUGACGAGUUAGAAGACCUCCCCGCCAUGCCGCUGUGGAUGCGGAUCCUGCUCAGCACCAGGGCCAAGCGAGAUCUCGAGUUCCUGUUCAUGGUCGACAUGCCUCACCAUGAGGUGCAGGCGAAUUUCGCGGCGAGCCUCAGACCGGCGAAUAGGGGGGAGCCGGGGGGCGCGCUCUGUCCGAUCAGCAGGUCGACCUUGCGCUUCAUCUUCGAGGGUUUCCCCUAUGCGUUUCCCGUAUCUCGUUCCUGA
Molecule: messenger RNA, 1134 nt
Organism: Drepanopeziza brunnea f. sp. 'multigermtubi' MB_m1
Lineage: Eukaryota; Fungi; Ascomycota; Leotiomycetes; Helotiales; Drepanopezizaceae
Biological process (GO): protein ubiquitination
Cellular component (GO): cytoplasm
Molecular function (GO): ubiquitin protein ligase activity
Source: RefSeq, a predicted model, not a curated record